This is a messenger RNA of Phaethon lepturus (White-tailed tropicbird), 1051 nucleotides long. RefSeq names its product KIAA1462 ortholog (gene JCAD). Gene Ontology annotation, biological process: positive regulation of blood vessel endothelial cell proliferation involved in sprouting angiogenesis. The record is from RefSeq and is a predicted model, not a curated record. The transcript has 2 exons. The annotation marks the transcript as partial. Lineage: Eukaryota; Metazoa; Chordata; Aves; Phaethontiformes; Phaethontidae. Gene Ontology annotation, cellular component: ruffle membrane; adherens junction.
UGAUGGGUCCUGCUGGAAAGAGCUUUCUGAUGGCACAGCUGUGAGUGAAACCAGUACAACAUGUUCAGUGUCGAGGACCUCCUGAUUUCUCAUGGAUACAAAUUGUCAAAAAAUCCUCCUGUUUCAUAUGAGAACAGAUAUGAUGGAUACCAGCAUGAAAUCGUGGGAAACAGAUCUGCUCAGAGAAUGCUGAACGGGUUUGAGGCAGAACUGAGAGCCGGGGCAUACAGCAAGAAACCUUUCAUGAAAACCAACUCGAGCAGCACUGAAAGCAGCCAAGGGAGUCAAGGGAGGCAAGCAGGUCCUGGUUACCACCAUGACCUUCAGGGGUUUAUGACAGGUCUCAAUUAGCAUGGUCUUCCCAGCCCAAGACUGAUAAAGAUCUUGCCUACUGGAGAAGACGAGGACAGGACUUCAGCGUGCUACUGGGCUAUUCCCAGAAAGGUGGUGUGGAAAUGAAAGGCCUGGCUGCAGCCCCAGGGGCACCCCGGCACACCAAGGAGAGUCAGCUGAAGGUGGGGACGGGCGCAGGGUAUGUCAGAAGAAGCGGCUUGCAGGAGAGCUGCGAAGUGCCUGGUGACUGCAAAUGGCAAAGUCUGGGAAUGGAAAGCUGGAACCAGCCAAAAAAGGUAGGGAGGCAAAUGUCCGAGGGUGACAGGGAGAAGCUGCUUCAAGAUCUGUAUUCACUGACUCUGGGAGACAACAUACUGAGCACCCACAACAAGGGGAAAUCGCAGUCCUUGCCGAGGGUCCUUUCACCAGAGAGCAUGAGGUGCGUUGAAAUGCCCUCCCUGACCAACAGUAACAACUCACUUAGCAUAACUAAAGCCCCCUCCUAUCCCCCAAACAGACUGAGUGUGGAACCAGCCAAGCACCAUGAAACUGGAGGCCAUUUCCUUCCCCUGGUGAGACCCAAAUAUGGGAGACCUCUGAAGCCUCCGUCCUAUGAACUGCAGCGGCAGAUGAGGGCACCUGCAGAAACGACGGGUUUCCAGGACCACUACCAGAAAGAUGAAUCCGUCUCCUACUUAGCCAAAGUUACUGAGCCAAG